GUGUGAUCCUGACCGCCGUCGAGGUAGGACGCGCGUCCCCUUUCCGAGUUGUGUUACGAAAAUAGUAACGUCUAUUUGAUGGUUAUCUAUAUUUGUAUAUGAAGUGAAAGUGACUAGUACAUUGUUUAGUGUAACUUUAAAUACAGUGAAUUGUACAGUUGAGUCCAGUUUUAAGUGAUUUUUUGGACAGGAUUUUCUGAACGAAAUAUUCUGCGGGUGUCUAAAUGUGUUUAUUGGAUUUCGACCAGUGACAGUGUGAGUGACAAAAUGAUUCAGUGACGUGUUAACAGCUAAGUGUUAAGUGUUGUGUACAAAUAUGUGGUCAAGAUGAAGUUGUGGAAAAGCCUUAAGAUAUCGAUAGGCAGUCGGAGCGACCCUAAGUCUUACUCCCAGGAGUUGCCGCAGUGGGGUGGCCAAGGAUAUGAGUUGGAUGUGUUCAAAUCGCAGACUUCGUUAUCGACUGACUCCGGGCUGUGCACCGAGCGAGGGCUGCGAAGGACCCACAUCGAGCUCAUCAAACCCCCGGGGAAACGUAUCGGACUUAAACUGGCAGGGCGUUCAGAACCAGGCAUCGUACCUUCAAUAGUGGGCUUCACAAAGGACUCGGUGGCCCACGAGUCGGACCGGCUGGCUCCCGGAGACAGGAUCUGCAGCGUCAACGGCAUAUCAACAGCCAGGCUCACCAAUGAUGAAGUGCUUCGACUGCUGGACAAUGUCGAGGAAAGGGCCUCGCUGGAGGUCGAAUAUUAUAUGCCUAAUUAUGCUUCACAAAAUUCCCUGUACAUUACAACGAAGUUAGCAGAAGUUCCUGUGGAAAAAAUCAACGGGUCCCUUGGUAUUACCAUUCGUGGUGGUCUACCGGAGAACUCUGCUCCAAGUGCUGAUCUGGUGCUGAACAGCCGGUCUUUGGAUGCGCAGCCGUUGGUGGUGACCCAUGUCAGGCCUGGUGGGGCUGCGUAUAACACUUCUAGGAUAAAACCUGGGGAUAGACUGUUGAAGGUUGAUCACGUAUCCCUAACCAACAAAACGCUAUCAGAAGUCCACAACAUACUGCAAAACUGUCCUCAAGUAACUAGCCUCACGAUAGAAUACGACGUUUCCAUAAUGGAGUCAGUCAAGUUGGCCACAGGACCCCUCCUCAUAGAGAUAGAGAGACCUUGCAACGAAGACUUGGGGCUGUUCCUGACUAACCAGAGGUGUUCUGACGAUGUCUACAGUUCCGGGUCUGAUACUUACCAAAGAGUUGGGACGUGUAACGCUAUUUAUAUCGAUAGUAUUUUGCCUGCUAGUAUUAGUGACAGAUGUGGUGCUCUCCACCCUGGAGACCAGAUCCUGGCGUUUGAUGACCACGUGAUCGACGGCAACAACUACACAGCUGAAGAAGUGAUGUGCUACCUGGAGAACUGUGAGGGGGGGUUCACCAGGCUGCACGUGGCACCUCGCCAUGUGGUCGGACACUGUGGGAGAUAUACUAGAGAAAAUUCAAUAUCGGGUACAUCAACGCUAAACGCCAAGAAACACCGUCAGAGAAACUACAGGCAAAGCUCGAUGCCCAAACUAGGUUUACAAGACGAUUACGAUAGUCAACAAAACUACAUGAGCAUGGGAGUAUGUAGAACAGAGUCGUUGAACAUACAACUGGAAGUGCCUCCAGGACAGAGCUCAGGGUUAGCAGUGCAUGAAGAGAAUUCGAUGCUGGUGAUAUCCCAUGUGGCUUCGCAAUCACCAGCGUAUAGGUCGGGCUGCCUGCAAAUCCGAGACCGUGUGAUGUCGAUCAACGGCCAUGAGAACUUAACAGUUGAUGUCGCAAACGAGAUCCUGCAGCGAAGAAAUGAUUCCCAUAACCCGAAGUAUUUGACCUUGAAUGUGGAGUUCAGUAUGCCGAAUACCAUCGAAGCAUCUAGUGGGGUCUUCAAUGUUAAGCUGGCGAAGACCACUGCGGGAUUAGGGGUUACUAUUACAGAUACAACGCUAAGCGCUGCGCAGUCAGGCUGCGUUAGCCAAACAGACGUGCAUAAGGCAUGUCACGGGUGCAAACAAAAGCUGCUUAGCAACGAAGAGCCUAUGGUGAUUUCUGACAUCAAACCAGGGUCUGUAGCUCAUCGAAGUGGAGCUCUCGCGCCAGGAGACCAGCUCUUAGCCAUCAAUGGACAGCCACUGCAUAAUUUAUCACUGGACACAGCCUUCAACAUCCUCCAAAACUCACCAGAAGACAUAAUCACUCUAAAGAUCCGCAAACGAGAUCUCACAGAAGACUGGUCGAACAUACACAAGCAUAACGCUAAAUUAACUCUACAGAGCUUUAGCAAUAUCGAAACCAAAGCUGUGGUACAUAGUGGUGAAGACUCUGGUCAUCAUACUGAGAGUCCUAAUAAUAGUGCUAAAGAAAGUGAGAGGAGUCAUGGUAGCAAUGAAAAUGGUAAUGCUGUGUUUACUAUUGAGCUGAUUAAGCAAGAAAAUGGACCGCUUGGGCUGACUAUUGCGGGCAGUGAGGAUGUGACGCAACCUAUUUUGUUGAGUGGACUUGUUGAAGGUGGUGUGGCUGAAAAAUGUGGUAAACUAGCAAUAGGUGAUGAACUACUUACUAUCAACGGUGAGAGUGUUCUUAACAAACCGUUGUCUGAAGCAAUCAAAUUGCUACAACAAAGUGGACAGAGAGUACACCUGCAACUGUGUAGGAAAGUGACCGGUUCGGAGACAGAAUCCAGUGCGCGCGACUCCAGUCACUCGACAUCAAGUCCGGGAUUAUCAAAUGACAGCGCCGUCGAGUCGUGGGAUCAGAACACUCCCGUACGAACUAGCGCUAACUGUGUUUAUGUCAUAGGUAACUCCGAGGUCAUAGAGUAUGCAGUCCCAGACAAGACAAGAAUGAUGGACAAGCAACCUUAUUCCCCGACUGACGAAGACAAGCUCAUGGCAUCAAACUUCAAUUCAGCAGCACCAUACAGCAUCAACGACCUGCCUUUACCAAAUUACUCAUUGAAUAACUCUUUGAAGACUUUCCACUAUGAGAACACAUGUAUCAUUCCUGAGAACACACUAAAGAACAAAACAAAUAUAACAAGAGAAGAUGAUGUACAGCAAAUAGAAAUACUUACAACAAACAUGAAAGAUUGUCAACUGCAUAACAUGGAGAGAGCGUCUUGCAAAUGCGAUUACGUCCAAAUGGGUCCUUACGGGAUUGUGUCGCCCAAAACUAGAAGACCGAAUUGGGAUAGUGAUUACUUGAAUAAUGGAAUUUACACCGUGACAACGCCACAGAAAUCACCAAUGAAACCUGGAGUACCCGGAACCAGUUUUCAAUUCUCGACCAGUCCAAUUUACGAAAACGAAGUUCCAGGGCUCUACAGCACUGAAGCAGUAUCACCCGCCAGAGGUUCCGUCCACCACGUGAUUCUAUACAAGGAUGCUAUUUAUGAUGACUAUGGCUUCUCAGUGUCAGACGGCCUUUAUGAACGAGGAGUGUACAUUAAUAGGAUUCGUAAGGGUGGGCCAGCUGAUAUUGUGGGUCUGUUGAGGCCUUAUGAUAGGAUUUUGCAGGUGAAUGGAACAAGGACAGUGGACUACGACUGCUGCCUCACGGUGCCCCUGAUUGCCUCAGCUGGUGAUCGACUGGAGAUCGUGGUGCAGAGGCUGGUCACAUCCAGGGAACUGAGAAACCAGCGCCUCGACGACAGCUCAAGCCCAAGUGACAGUAGUAUUGUGACUAAGACGAUUUAGUGCAUAACCCGACUCUAGUGAAUUCACGCCAAAGACUCUGAAACCUCUAGUGUUAACUGACCUACUUCAUACGGCCGUAUAAUAAUAGUACUUAAUAUAGCUUAGAUAUUGUAUAUAUUUGUUAGUUCUGGGAUUAAGAAUAAUAGCGAAGCUUUGGGCCUUUUUAAUUGAAAUUAGGGAAGGUGUGUGAAUAACAUUUUAUGCCAUAAAUAUUGCUAUUUAUUUACUUUUCAACACUAUAAAAAAUUACAUGAUAGAUAUAGAUUGUAAAAAAGAUCGUGAAUCUAAUUGCCAGAAUAACGCGGUGUCCUGCGUGAGCGACGAACGCGACGCGACGCGACGCAACACGACGCGACGUAAUGCGACGCGAUGCUAUACGCGACAGAUGUCCUACGUGAUUUUGGUCAUUACUUCUCAAAUCAUGGAGAAGUUGUGUUACAAUUUUGCUUGAAAGUUCAUAUUUAAAGUACAGACAGCAACAAUAUUCCAACUUGUUUGUACUAAUAAACGAUUUCUUUAAUAUUUAUGUUUUUUUGUCCCACAACAAUCAACGCUUCUGAAUAGUUCGCGGUGUCGCGUCUGGUCGCCCUCAAAACAAGUACGCGUUACGUCGCGUCUCGCCGCAGACUGUCACAUAGGCCGCAUGUAGGGAAUUCCUUUGAGUUGAUCGCGUUCGUCGCGUUCGCAGCGUCGCGUCGCGUCGCGUUCGUCGCUCACGCAGGACACCGCGUAAGGAAAAAAAUAAUUCCGGAGAAAAUAAAAUACCGAUUUAUGGUGUUAAUGUUAUUCUAUAGAAUGGUGCAAAUAAUAAUAAUGUAAUGUAAAAUUAAUUAUUAAUGUCUACAUGGAUACGUAAAAAAGGCAUGAAAAUUCUAGAUAUCGGGGGCUUUAGGUUGAACAUAAUCUAAAUAUUAAAUAGGUGAAGGUAUUAUCUUAUGGUUAUUUAAAAUUACAUUUGUGUGUUUUAUUUGCCAUCCACAUAAUAUAUUGUAAUUUAUAUCUAAAUACCAAAAUAAUAAAUAAUUCUGAAUACUAUAAAACAAUAGCAAUCGAAUUUUGAAAAUAAUUUAACAGAUAAAGUGUAAAUACCUACUUAAAAAAAAUUUCAUACAACUUAUAAGUUGUAUGAAAUUUUGUAUUG
Molecule: messenger RNA, 4861 nt
Organism: Helicoverpa armigera (cotton bollworm)
Lineage: Eukaryota; Metazoa; Arthropoda; Insecta; Lepidoptera; Noctuidae
Gene: Grip
Product: Glutamate receptor interacting protein
Exons: 20
Coding region: 328-3720 (1130 amino acids)
Biological process (GO): neurotransmitter receptor transport, endosome to postsynaptic membrane
Molecular function (GO): protein binding
Source: RefSeq, a predicted model, not a curated record